Messenger RNA from Lachancea dasiensis, 495 nucleotides. NCBI's taxonomy places the organism in Eukaryota, Fungi, Ascomycota, Saccharomycetes, Saccharomycetales, Saccharomycetaceae. The record is from the annotation of a GenBank genome assembly.
AUGGUUACUGGCUUGAGACAAAUCUGGAGAAGGUACCACAAAACAAGCUCAAUUGGGCCGAAAUUCAAGAAUUUCGAAGAAAUUCGCAAGUAUGUUGAAACUCCACGAUGGUCUGUCACUGAAUUUCUGGAGCAAGGAUCCGGGGUGACAAGCCGCUCUUUGCCUUCAACAAGUAUAAUCGAACGCCUUUUGAGACUUUCGGGCUUACCAGUGCAGAACAUUGAGGAAUAUCGUGAAAUUUUGGGCAAACAGCUGAUGUUCUUGGACAAGCUAGAGACGCUGGACGUCUGCAAAGAAAUUGAUCCUAAACAUGCCAGACUUAUGGUUAGAGAAAAUAAGGCACUCGGCUACGAGGAGCUAAUGCAAUUGGCUCAAGACCAGCAUCAGGAUGAAAAAUUAGGCGAAACAAGUGGUUCGUGGGAGGGCGUCAAAUUUGCUAACGAAAGUAAACAAGGCUUCUACGUAUUACAUGAAGCCCUCAUGAAACGUCAAUGA